GUUUGAAGAAAUAUUUUUGUUAUUUUAACUAUUUUAGUUCAAGAUGAUUUAUCUCAAGAUUAUUCCUUAAUCUACUCAACACCAAUUAUUAAUUUCUGCUUAGUAUCUCAAACUUUAAGAGAUAUCAAAAAUUUAUUCCAGAACUAUCUUUUCUUCUACAUAAAAACUAUCUUUUCUUCUUCAUAAAACUUAUUUCAGAAUUAUCUCUCCUUAUACAUCAUAUCAAACACAUAAUUCAAAAGAAUUAAAAAAAUUGAUUCAUAUCAAACACAUAAGUCAAAAGUUUUUAAAAAAAAUUGAUUAAUUUGAAGUUAUUUGUCGAUGAGAGAGGGAGGUCAAAAGUUCAAAUUUAUGCACCUUUAAGGUUUUUUUUGUAAAUCAUCAAUUUUGAUGGGCUAGUCAAGGAAGAUAUGUUGUGCAAUGUACCACGCAACCCUUUUGUCGGUGUAAGAAUCUGCAAUGGGUGUGGGGCGUGAAGUGUGCAUCUCAUUGGAGAAUGUAAGGUACAAGAACAUGAUGCAACUGAAAAAGAUCAACACUGUACUCUUCCCAGUUCGUUACAGUGAUAAAUACUACUCCGAUGCACUUGCCGCUGCUGAUUUCACCAAGCUAGCAUAUUAUAGUGACAUUUGUGUAGGCUCAAUUGCAUGUCGACUUGACAAGGAAGGUGAAGCUGUUUGUGUUUAUAUAAUGACUUUGGGUGUUUUAGCUCCAUAUCGUGGUCUAGGUAUUGGUACAAAGAUGUUAAAUCAUGUUCUUGAUCUUUGUAUAAAGCAGAAUAUCAGAGAGAUUUGCUUGCAUGUGCAGACAAGUAAUGAAGAUGCCAUCAACUUCUAUAAGAAAUUCGGCUUUGAGGUCACCAAUACCAUCCAAAACUAUUACAAAAACAUCACCCCACCACAUUGUUAUGUCCUAACCAAGUUUAUCUCUCAAACAAAGAAAUGAUACGUGAGAGCUGACUUGGUUGAGGUUUCAUCGAGCCCUUGACAUAGUUUUGAAGUUCUGAACCUUCUGGUUUUAGUUUUUUUUAUUUAUUGGGGGCAGUAUACACCAAUUCUUCGACUACACCAAUUCUUGGACUACCUCUCUUUUUUGCAUGAUGUUAAUGUGCAGCAAGUGGUUUUGAACUGUUUAAGAUGUAGGAGACUUCAUGGUAAAACAGAAUUCAGUUACUAUUAUUUAAGUCAUGAUUGAUACCCUAAUGGUUAUAUCAUAUAUCAUUCAAACUGAA
This is a messenger RNA of Capsicum annuum, 1231 nucleotides long. Its product is annotated as N-alpha-acetyltransferase 50. Lineage: Eukaryota; Viridiplantae; Streptophyta; Magnoliopsida; Solanales; Solanaceae. Gene Ontology annotation, cellular component: NatA complex; cytoplasm. The record is from RefSeq and is a predicted model, not a curated record. Gene Ontology annotation, molecular function: N-acetyltransferase activity. The coding region runs from base 460 to 945 and encodes 161 amino acids. The transcript is spliced from 3 exons. Gene Ontology annotation, biological process: mitotic sister chromatid cohesion.